CAUCGUUGAAAACGAACAGAGUGUUCCAGAGUUUGUUGAAGAGUGAAGAGGGUAGCUUCUGAAACAGUCAUGGAGGGUACGAAGAGGGUGUUCAUGGUGUUGCUGUUUCUGGGUUGCACUAUGCUUGUGAUGUUACCACAGGCUUCUGCUGUACGGUGGAUGAUAGGAGGCAACAUGGGUUGGAGUACAAAUUUCAACUACACUACUUGGGCUAAGGGCAAGCAUUUCUACAAUGGUGACUGGCUCUUUUUUGUGUAUGAUAGGAACCAAAUGAAUGUGCUAGAAGUGAACAAGACAGAUUAUGAAAGUUGUAACUCUGAUCAUCCACGUCACAAUUGGACUACUGGAGCUGGAAGAGAUGUGGUUCCAUUGAAUGUAACAAGGGAUUACUAUUUUAUCAGUGGCAAAGGGUUCUGCUUUGGUGGCAUGAAGAUAGCUGUUCAUGUUGAAAACCCACCACCUCCACCAGUAGCUGCUCCUAUAAGAGCUGGGGCACAUACCCUUUCUUCCCAAGGCCACAUUAUUCUCUUGCCUGUUGUUUAUGCCAUUGGAGCUGCAUGGGAUGCAUUCAUUCAUUUCUGGUAAUUGAUAUCCUGAAACAAUCUCAAACAAAUUGUGUUUCAAUUUUUUUUUCAUUUUUUCUUCAAAAGGGAAUUGUUACUUGCUUGGUGAUUUUAGUUGUUGACCUCAAAUGGGUCAAAUGGUGAUGUUUAAAAGUUAGGUAGUGGUUGGUGUUUGAUUUUCAAAAUGUGAUCUAUUUCUGUAUGUUGUGUCCAGAAAUAUGCCACAAACUGGUUUCAUUUAAUUUAUUGGAGAAUUCAAAUGUGGGAAUGUAGUAAUAUGCUUAUGGACUAGUAG
Molecule: messenger RNA, 858 nt
Organism: Gastrolobium bilobum
Lineage: Eukaryota; Viridiplantae; Streptophyta; Magnoliopsida; Fabales; Fabaceae
Product: early nodulin-like protein 17
Exons: 2
Coding region: 70-585 (171 amino acids)
Cellular component (GO): plasma membrane
Molecular function (GO): electron transfer activity
Source: RefSeq, a predicted model, not a curated record